CUAGAAGGAGGGUGGCGCAUGCGCGUUCGGCCGACGCCAUCUCUAACUACUGUGCGUACUUAUUCCUAGAGUGAAAUGAAUGCUAAUUCGUGUUAAAAAGUGUAAUUUAUCAUGUAAUUAUAUCGCCGCUUGUGAGAUAAAGUGACAACACAUAGUGUUUAACCUACGCAGUGCAAGCGUAAUAAAAUCGCGGUCGUAAAUUUGCGGAAGUUUCUUAGCUAUACCAACGCAUAUUUUUUGCGGCCGUCUCCGCGGCCACCGCAUACAUCGGGCUACUUGAUGGGCCUUUGUCGCCGGACCGGCUAGUGGUAAUUUACUGCUUUAUUAUCAACCGACGCCGCCGUAGAAAGCGUGCUAAGCGAGCUAAGCGCGUUACGCGCCUAUCGGCCGGAGCGAGUUCGAUUACGUACGAUUGUUGUGGGUCAAAGACUCCGCGGUGUUGGCGCGCGUCUACGACAGUUCUACAGCUCAUCGCUUAUGUUUCAGAUUUUACGCUUCGGUGUGAGUGUUCGCGUGAUAUGAAUUCUGUAAAGCCCGUUUUGCCCCAGCCUGGGGCGCCGGGUGUGCAGACGAGUCCCGCGAAGGCGACUGUCGCCGGCGGCGGAUUGGGCGCGGGCGGGAACUUGCCCAACCUCGGGGGCAGCCUUGUUGGGCAGAACCUAACGCAGCCCGCGGCCGUGCCACAGCCGCUGGCGCCGCCAGCUCAGCCCCUCGCACACGCCGUGCCGUCCAUGGCGCCGGUCUCCGCAAACAUGGCGCAAAUGGCUCAAAAUAUGAGUCACCACGGUAACUUAUCGCACGUCACUCAGAACUCUGUUCCACCUGUGGCCGCCAGUCCCGCCAAGCCGCCAGCCAGCGCUCCAUUGAGUCUCGUCCAAGACAAGCCUCCAGCACCAGUUCCUUCUCAGCCCUUAGCAUUGACACGGACUCCAGAGAAAAAGGAACCUGACUCCACUGUCCCACCGGCACAGUCAAAUGGCACAGUUGACUCUCCAAAAUCAGCUGCAAAUGCUCCCAACACUUUGAAACCACAAAAUCCUGAACCAAGCAAAUAUAUUGACAUUGCUAAGACAUCACCAAGUACACCAAAGCCCCCUGAGAAACCUUCAAGUACUCCCAGUACUCCUCAGAAGGCUGAACCUGCCAAUGCCAACCAAGCGGCAGACCCUGCUCAGCCCAAAGUGGCCACUGCCAAUGAGGCACCAGAAAAAUCCCCAGCUAAACCGACUGAACCCAAGCCAGCACCGACGGCUGAUGUUGCACCAUCCCAAAGCGACAGUAAGCCUGUUCCAGAAUCAGCUAAAGACAGUCCAUGCCCUGACAAGGCGCCAACUCCACAAAAACCUGAACCAGCCCAACCAGCAGCGGGAAGUGCCAAGGUACAAAAUGAUGUUAAACCUGAAGAGAAAAAACCAGAGCCGGAACCUGAAAAGCCAGCAGCAAAGCCAGUUCAAGAACCAGCUAAGCCAGAGGAGGCACCCAAAAAGGCAGAAACUCCUAAAAAGGAGGAGAAGCCAGUGGAAAGUGCUGAAAAGCCAGUUGAAAAAGUUGAGGAGAAAAAACCAGAAAAACCAGAGGUCAAAACCCCUGCUAAACCUGAACCGAAGGCUGCUCCAAAGUCUACUCUGAAGCUUGCGACAGUCACACCACCAAUGAGGAAGAGAAGGCAUGCAAGCCCAAGCAAGUCCACCGAUGGCCCCAGUGCGACUAAGAAACCUGCUGAAGAUCCUUCUACACCUGACUCUCGGUCCAAGAGGAAUAGGAAAUCGGUGCAACUAUACCAGUCUCCAACUCCUGAGAUCGCCAUGGCAACCAAGCUGUCCGCCUCUGCUGGCAGAUCAACACCAACCAAACCCAAUGACGACAAGCUUAUUGUGUUCUACAAAAACGAAUACCUAGCGGUCCGAAACGCCGAAGGUGGUUUUUACGUCUGCCAGGCCACGCAGAAUGUGUACCGCACCACACGCAAGAUCAAAAUCCGUUGGUUGUCUCAGGACAAGACCGCGGACCCGUCCGGAGAGACUUACAAACCGGACUUCUAUGACGUCACUGACAUGGAGUGCGUGCUAACGACGUUGUCGCUGGCGCGCGCGCCGGGCGGCGGCGGCGCGCAGAUCCUGAAGCCGGCCGAGCAGGCGCGCGCGCGCUCCAUCCUCGAGCGCGCGCUGCAGGCCGAGCAGGGCGACGCCAAGCCCGCCGUCACCGAGGAGCACCCCGACGGCUUGGACCUAUCGCUAUACACGGACGAGUCGCAGCUGGAAAAGAAGUCGCGCAAGCGCAGCGCGUCCAAGUCCUCCCCCCGCAAGCCCUCCCCCCGCAAGUCCUCGCCGCGCCAAGCCGAUACACAAAAGGAAGUACCGACGCCGGUUAAAAAGGCGCGUACCACACCAAAGCGCAGCCCGAAGCGCAAAUCCAAAGCGACACCGCAAAAACCACAAACCAAACGAAAAUCGGCAGGUACCACGCCCAUAGUGGCGACGGCAAGCAAGGUAGGCAUAGUACAACGGAUAUAUAGAAAUACGGCCACGGCGGUAACGGAAAAGGCAAAGGCUAAGACGCCGAAAAGGACGCCGGUCAAACAGAAGGAGACGCCGCCGCCAGCCACGCCGACGAGGGGGAGGCGGUCAAUUGUGAAAGACACCAAACCCUCCCCAAUCGUGCCCACGCCGUCGACGUCGACCGGCAAGACUACGCGCACGCCGCGGAAGCCCCCCGCAAAGAAAUAAUACGAGACGCACCGCGGCGCCACACUGCGCGUGACCGCACGCCGAGCGCGGUGAGGACCUCUAGUGAAUAUUAAAACCGCUUUUACAGGUCCAUUUUUACAAAAAUGGAAGGGGGACUUAAUCUAAGAUAAUUGUUUUCAAAUGAAACAUUAAUGUAAUGGUGAAUUUUAAUGGUAUACCUCCUCUAUGUCAUCAGAAUGUAUCACGAUCUAGCAAAAAUUAAAUGUGAAAUUGUGGAUGAACUGUUCUUAUUUGGACGAAGCAACAUGUGAUAAUGUCUCACGCCAUUUCAUGGUUUUAUGUAAAUUAGUACAAUGAUCAACAAACACCUAAAGUAGACCAGACUUAACACAUCCACUGCCAGCGCGAGCUACGUUUCUAGCCGGUAUCACGCUUUUUCUUAGCUUUUCGGUAGGUAUGAAGUGGAAAAACCGCUUAGUAACCAAAAGCGCCUACGAACGAGAACCCUGGCAGUGAAUGUGUUAUAUACGCCAUUUAAUCGAUUAUGAGAUAAAACUGGUAGAUUAUGUUAUUAGACCGAAUAUCUGCAGAGAUUUAGACAGCACACGCAGUGCAGGUGUCAUUUUAAACGUCAAACUUCUAUUAAAUUAUGACUUAUAAAAUAACACUGGCACUGCGUGUGUUUUCAAAAUCUCUGCAGACUUUUCUUGGUCUAACUCUUAAGUUGAUACUUGUACCAUCAGCUGCAAAAGUGCAUGGCGACUCACUGUGUCUUAUUCCAAUUGUUCUAUCAGACUAGUCUUCAGAUAUACAAGUGUAUAGCGGUUUUUAUCGUCACAAAAGACUCACUGUAGUUGUCAAUUUUCUCUACUCUUCUCGUUUCAAUGCAAUCAUUGAAGCCAGUUGAGUAGACAAAUGUUAUCAAACGUAUCGUCCUCGUGGUAAGGUCGUAACAUUGUGUCUUAGAAGAUAUUUAUUUUUACAACAUGGACUUGCAUAAUAAUGUUUUACGUUUAUUUUUAUUUUUUUAUUGUAAUUGGACUUUUCUUCGCAACAUGCAUUUUGACAGAUGGUUUAAUCAUGUUCCAAAUUGGAAUAAAUAUUGCUAAUAUAUCUUUUCAUGUUCUCUUGUUUUGUACUUAUAGGUGUAAGGAAAUCCGUUAGAUGUGCACCUGGAAUCAUCUCUCGUCAUUGCAAAUGAUAAAUAUUACGAGUAUAACACUGUCAAAAUGCCAUUCUGUGAACAUUGAUUUAGUCAUAAAUUGUAUACCUAUUUCAGUGGGAAGCUAACUAAUUGGCUGACUCAAGAGAAUCCAUCUUAGUUUACUUAUCUAAAACGGGAUGGAUCCUUUAACCUUUUGACCACCUAAUACUUCAACUGACGCGCUCAGCUCAAUAUUAACCUUCGUGAAUUCUGACAAGGUUCCCGAUGACGCGCCGAACACGAUAGGCGUGCAAAGGGUUAAGCCACGAAAAAAAUUGCAUCCUUUAUGGCAUAUUUAUGAGAUGUUUUUAUUUUAUUGAAUUUUUGAUGAUGAAGUACAGCAAUUGUGAAGCACAAGAAUGAUCAGGAAUAUUGUUAUAUUAUAGGGAAAUGCUAAGUGGAGGUAAAUUAUAAUUAUGUAAUUACUUUUAUACACUUUUGUGUCAGGGGCCUACUAGUGUAAAAUGCCCGGUACAGAUUAACUCGUGUCAACGAAAGGCCACGUUAUUUCUUUUCAAUAAGCGACUUUUCAAUAUCAUGCUUCUUUGUAACAAUAAAAUAUCGUAAAUCUAGAAUUCACUUUAAUUUUAUUAUACUAACUUUUACUAACGUAUAUGUAACAAUUUUAGUAUUCACUGUAAAUAUUAUACAAAUAACAUGAAUGUUAACAGUCUAAUUUUGCUCUUCUGGAUCCAAUGCUGGGGGAUGAUUGUCUCCUCUAGCUAUAGGCAAUAGAUUUAAAGGUUUUUUAUAAGGCUAGGAUAAAAUUUGGAAUUUUGCUAGUGUAUUGAUAUUAGGAUAUGGUACUCGAUAAUUUCGAAGUUUUGUAUAAAAUCAGUACAAAGAACUAAAAAGUAAUCAGAAUGUAACACAUUUGAUUUGUAAUAAGAAUAUAUUUUGAUACUAUUGGUUUACUUUUAUCGUAAUGUGCUGUCGUGAAUUGAGGGUAGUUGUCGUUUUAACUGCAAUGAGACCGAAAGGAAAUGGAUUGUAAGAAUUAAGGUUUCUCAUAGUGGCUGGCAGAUCCUCAAGUCUACAGAAUAAAUGUGUAUCUGUUUGGACCAAGCAUAAUACAUUGCAAUAAUUACAUAAUAUUAUACAUUGCAUACAUUGAAUCAAUGUACAGCUGAAUACUAAAUGUUAUGCCACUGCCUGUUUCGAAACUUCUUCAAUGUAAAAAUAGAUAAUUUAAUCUAUUUUUAGUUUUAUACAAUUUAGUUUUAAUGAAAACAUUCUCCCGACUUUGUUACAUCACAUCUGCGAGUUGAUGACUUAAGGUUGUUUUGGCCGGCGGGCGCGCGCCGCACUGCAUUUUGUUGAAUGUUUCCAUAAGUCUUAUGUUGUUAUUAUACGUCAGACCCGAGUUAAGGGCGUGCGAGUGUGUGUGUUAGAAAAAUUAAGUACCUACAUUUUAGAUGGUAUUUCUAAAUAGGUUAAUUAAAGAGAGGAUUAAGCUUAGGAUACAAAUUUGUGUGUGAAUUUUCUGUUUAUAACGUACCAAGUGGGAAAUGUUUGCACCAGUCCUGUGGUACAAUAGUUGUAAACAUAUUUUAGCGUUUUAUACAAAAAAUAUAUCAGUUUGAGAGUACUAUUGUAACAGAAAGUCCACAAAUUACAAAAUUUAUAUGCAAUUCAGAAUUAAAUAUAAUAAUUUAAGAGA
This is a messenger RNA of Cydia fagiglandana, 5551 nucleotides long. Its product is annotated as proteoglycan 4-like. Bases 519 to 2726 code for a protein of 735 amino acids. NCBI's taxonomy places the organism in Eukaryota, Metazoa, Arthropoda, Insecta, Lepidoptera, Tortricidae. The record is from RefSeq and is a predicted model, not a curated record. The transcript is spliced from 8 exons.